Geodia barretti is the source of this 531-nucleotide messenger RNA. NCBI's taxonomy places the organism in Eukaryota, Metazoa, Porifera, Demospongiae, Tetractinellida, Geodiidae. The record is from the annotation of a GenBank genome assembly.
AUGGGAGAGUCAAUUCCCAUUCGUCUGUUCCUGAGUGGGUACGACCUCACGCCCACCAUGCGGGACGUCAACAAGAAAUUCUCUGUUCGUUACUAUGUCAACCUGGUUCUGGUGGACGAGGAGGAGAGGAGGUAUUUCAAGCAACAGGAGAUAGUCCUGUGGAGAAAAGCUGACCCAAAAGCAGCCAGAAACAGCUGCCAGAUAGAGCUCUACUUCGACCGAGGAAACCACCACGACUUCCUGUCUCUGGUGAGGCAGCUCUCUCCUCCGGGGGAACUGACUCAGUCCGCUGUGUUUGAUUUCGAGUUUCAUCACGUCGAGAAACCCUACGAGUCGUACACCGGGACCAAUGUCAAGUUGAGGUAUUUCCUGCGGGUGGUGGUGGUGAGGAGACUCUCGGACCUGACGAAGGAGCUGGACCUGGCCGUCCACGCCCUCUCCUCCUUCCCAGAGAUGGUCAACUCUCUCAAGAUGGAGGUGGGCAUCGAGGACUGUCUGCACAUUGAGUUUGAAUACAACAAGUCCAAGUGA